Messenger RNA from Colletotrichum paranaense, 1182 nucleotides. RefSeq lists its product as uncharacterized. Lineage: Eukaryota; Fungi; Ascomycota; Sordariomycetes; Glomerellales; Glomerellaceae. The transcript is spliced from 3 exons. Bases 1 to 1182 code for a protein of 393 amino acids. The record is from RefSeq and is a predicted model, not a curated record.
AUGCCGCCAUGGUCAAUCUCGAACCAGUGCCUGUCUCGAACAGAGCAACUGGCAGGCUUGGUGCGGGACGAGUUCUUCCAUGGGUUGAACGCAGGAGAGGAUGCACAACAUGAGAGGCUGAGGAGGCACGGCAAGGCACAGGUGGCGGAGAGACAGGAGGAGGACUGCAGGACUGCAGGACUGCAGGAGAGGAGGAGGAAGAAGAAGACCGACGGAGAUAAAGGUCAUGGGAAAUGGGACCUCAAACGCUCUGUUGGUGCACUAAACCAAAUCUGUCGACUUUGCGACAUGGUACCUGCGUUAAAGGCCGCGCUUCCGUUCGCUAUUGCUCCACAAGCCUCUCCUCCUCCCAGUCUCUGGGCAUUUUGGGCAAGACCCCUCGGACGGUGGACGCUUGCUCGAAACCGCCUGUCUUCGUCUCCCCUUCCAUUGCCCAUGUCUGCACAGACUCUCCCUCACUCAAGGGUCACACGCUUCAACGCUUACCUUCUGCGUCUUGACCACGCCACACACAUUCCUCCUUCGAGCUUCACGAAGCACUUCCAUGGCCUCAAGAGUAAGACUCGACGUUUUCGACCGAGACAUUCUGAUCGUGCGAAUUAUCCACGACGUCCGCUCCUUCUAGACUCGAACUUUGAAUACACACAAUACUCACUCGCUCGCUCACUCACUCAAUCACUCGCAUUGCGCACUGUAACUCCCUUCGCCCAUUUCGACGUCCUGAGACUCAGCCUUGCAGCCCACGGCGGCCGAUCAAACGCGGAUAUUCUCCCACGACCAGAAAACCGUCACCGCCUAACUUCAAGUGCUUGCUUGACAACAGUACUGACUACUCCGUACUUUACCCCCAUUCCCCGGGUCUGUCAAUUCCCACUACGGUCGACCAGCCGACUUGGCUUUUGCUCGCUGUCGUCACGUCGCCACGAAUCUUCACCAAGUCUUGAUCCACCCUCAAACGCCCGGUCGCUCGACCAUGCCAGCUUGACAAUCGCGCGGUCCGAACUCUUGCGUCGCACAUUCAGCCCUUUCUUCCUACCCUGGGACCCACAUUCCGUUCUCCCUCUCGUUCAACAACCGAAUCUUCUUCCUCUACUCCUUCGGCUUCGUCCCGUCUCAAGUAUCGAUCUUUCUCUCCUGGUCAUCAUCAAGAGAAACACUGUCGAUUACUUCGCGGGCGAGUAA